ACAUUAAAAGUACUCGUAUCACAGUUCUCGCGAGAUCGCAACAGUUGUUGGAUUUGAAAACAGGCGGCACGAAAAAGUCGGAAAGGAAAAUAUGGCUGUGGACAACGAAAUAGACGUCAAGGAGGCAUUUCAGUUCGCUCAAAAAGGCCACAUCAACAAGGCGAAACUUGUGGCGAGCCUGAGGACCCGCUACAACAAACUGGAGGACAAGACCUUGUUCCACGAAGAGUUUGUCAAAUACCUGAAAUAUGCCAUGAUUGUCUACAAGCGUGAGCCCACAGUGGAAAACGUCAUUGAAUUUGCAGCAAGAUUCGCCACAAGUUUUCAGUCGCCACCAAAAGCUGAUGAAGAGGAAAAGAAGGAAGCGGAUGAUGAUGAUGAUAAUACCGAUGAUGAUGAUGAUGAUGAUGAUGAUCAUCCAUUUUUGAGUUUCCUUUUCAACUUCCUGCUGGAGUCUCAUAAAGCCAACAGCCAUGCAGUGCGCUUUCGCGUGUGCCAGCUUAUCAACAAGAUGCUUGGCAGCAUGGCAGAGAACGCUCAGAUCGACGACGACCUCUUCGAUCGCAUCCAUCAAGCUAUGCUGGUGCGUGUCACUGACAAGUUUCCCAAUGUACGCAUCCAGGCUGCCUUGGCCAUGACCCGACUGCAGCAACCAAGUGAUCCUGAUUGUCCCACCAUCAAUGCUUUCAUGCUGAUUCUAGAAAAUGACACCAAUGCUGAGGUGCGCCGGGCUGUCCUCUCUUGCAUUGCUAUUUCUCCUUGCACCCUCCCAAGAGUACUCAAACGCACCCGGGAUGUUAAAGAAAAUGUCCGCAAACUAGCCUACCAGGUUCUGGCUGACAAGGUUCAUGUUAGAGCUCUGUCUAUUGCACAGAGAGUGAGCUUACUGGAGCAGGGACUCCACGACACAUCAGAAGCAGUAAAAGAGGUUGUGUGCUCCCGUCUACUACCUGCCUGGCUUCUUCGACUGGAUGGAAAUGUCGUGGAGCUUCUCCACAGGCUUGAUGUAGAGAAUUGCGCUCAAACAGCUUUGGAGAUGCUGAAUGCCAUUUUCAAAGGCAUGGACACUGAUGAGCUGAUGCAGAACAGAUUGCAGUUGAACAGCAGGAACCUGAUCCCAGUGGAAUCACUGACAUGCGAGAAUGUGCUUUACUGGGGAGCCCUUUGCAAGUUUAUCAAGGAAAAAGGUGAUGAUGGUGAUGAAAUGUUGGAGCAGGUCUUGCCGGAUGCUGCCACUUACGCCGACUACCUCUACGAGUAUUUGAAGGCACUUCCAAUGCUUUCGGAAGAGCAGAAAGCCGACUUGAACCACCUGGAGUUGGUUAUGACCAAGGAUUUUAUCUCUCAGCAGCUCAUCCAUCUCAUUGGAUGCCUGGACACCAACGAGGAAGGUGGCAGGAAGCGUGUUCUGGCAGUGCUGCAGGAGAUGUUGGCUCUGCCACAGACACCCUCCUCACUGGUCUUCUUGCUCACCGAGAAGCUCCUCACACUCAUGCCCGAUGACCAGCGACGCAUUCAGACAGUGGCGGAAAUAAUCUCGGAUGUGCGGGCGCCAAUCACAGAAACGAGUCACCCGGUGGACGAGAACGGCAGUCGUCGCCAGCAGGUUCAGCUAGCAGAGAUAAAGGUGCGAAUCAUCGAGAUUAAACAAGCCCUGGAGGAAUGCAUCGCUGCUCAGGACUUCGGUCGCGCCGCCCAGUUGAAGGACUCCAUCACUGAGCAGGAAAACCAGCGCAACAAGGUCCUUGAGGAGAUCGCAGCCAGCGCCCAGCCAGCCGACAAUGAGAUCCGUACUGAGAAGAACGACCCUGAGACUCUGUUGAGGUGUCUUACAAUGUGUGCUGAGCUGCUCAAGCAGAUGAAGAUCAAGAAUCGAAUCAACCCGACAAUAAGUGCCUUAAUGUCCUCACUGAUCCUGCCCGGCAUCGCAAAUCCUCACCCCACUGUCCGCAGUAUGGCUGUUUUAUGUUUGGGUACAUGCGCUCUCCAUAGCAAAGAGCUCGCCAGCACCCACAUGGUCCUUCUCUUACAGAUCGCUCAGCUGGACGAGGUCAAGAUUCGUAUCAUCGCUCUGCGAGCAGUCAUCGACUUGCUGCUACUGUUCGGUUUUCAGCUGCUCUCUGAAACUGGCAGCGGUCAGAAGAAUCAGCUGCCGGGAUCACCAGACCAGGAGGAGGAGGAGGAGGAAGUGGUGGCACAGGCUGAGGUCAAGUCAGAGGACACGGCUCAGAGCAUUUUGGCGAUGCUGUCGGAGCUCCUGGAUAAUGAGGUGUCCGAACUGCGCACGGAGGCGGCUGAGGGUCUGGCCAAACUGAUGUACACGGGACGCAUGUCCAGUGCGAAGAUCCUGUCACGUCUGGUUCUGCUGUGGUACAACCCGGUUACUGAGGACGACGUCCGUCUCCGACACUGCCUGGGCAUCUUUUUCCAUCUCUAUGCCCGCGAGAGCAGGGUCCACCAGGAAGUUGUGGAGGAGAGCUUCUUUCCUACCAUGCGUACGCUGAUGAAUGCACCUGCCACUUCUCCAUUGGCAGAGAUAGACAUUAACAACGUGAUAGAGCUCUUUGUGGAACUGACCCGUCCAAGUGUCCUUCUGAAGCCUUCUGCGGACACAGAGGAAGUGAGCGUCCACGACUACUUGGCGGUGCGCGUGUGUGGUGAGAUGUUGCGGGACCCGACUGCCCCGGAGGUGCGCCUUUAUGCCAAGAUGCUGAGCUACCUGGAGCUGAGCCGCAACGAGACUGUCAAGAAAGACCUGCUCUCACUUUUGCAGCAGCUCGUCCAGAUGGUGAAGGACCGCGUCUGUCUCCGCGCUUUGGAGAAGAUGAUUUCCCAACUGGUAGAUUCGAAAGAGCAAGCCGAAGUCCUCGGUGCAUCUGCGCUGCAGCCGUUGGAUGUCAACGCGGAGGAAACCGUAUCAGAGGAGCCAUUAAAGUCAGCCAAGAGAAGCAAAAAAGGUCAGAGGAAGGCCAGCACGGCCAAAGGAGGCAGAAAGGCAAGCAGGAGGGCAGAGUCUUCCGAGGAGAGCGAUGGAGAAAAUGUUCCCGACCCAGUUCCUGCAGUGCGACCUUCUCGUAGGGCCAAGAUCGCAGCUAUAGAGAAGACAAAAUUAGAUCUCAAUCCCCUCCUCAACCAAGAGGCCAAUUUGUCUUAACUGUGUUCCCGAAAGUUGGCUUCUGUGCAAAUAUUCACCGACCCUCUCAGACUACAGUAAGCGAGGCCACAUUUUAUAUUCUCAUCUUCUGAGCUCUCAAAUAUUGCUGGCAUUUUCCAAGUUUUAACUAUUUUAAGAAUAAAGGUCAGUGUAGAUUGCC
Molecule: messenger RNA, 3314 nt
Organism: Hippocampus comes (tiger tail seahorse)
Lineage: Eukaryota; Metazoa; Chordata; Actinopteri; Syngnathiformes; Syngnathidae
Gene: ncapg
Product: non-SMC condensin I complex, subunit G
Exons: 22
Coding region: 92-3154 (1020 amino acids)
Biological process (GO): mitotic chromosome condensation
Cellular component (GO): condensin complex; cytoplasm; condensed chromosome
Molecular function (GO): protein binding
Source: RefSeq, a predicted model, not a curated record